Acomys russatus (golden spiny mouse) is the source of this 1596-nucleotide messenger RNA. It is a transcript of the gene Samd3, whose product is annotated as sterile alpha motif domain containing 3. Lineage: Eukaryota; Metazoa; Chordata; Mammalia; Rodentia; Muridae. Gene Ontology annotation, molecular function: protein binding. The record is from RefSeq and is a predicted model, not a curated record.
GGAAGGAAGGCAAGCUAGCCCCACUUUUCCUUCCACAGGUGUAUUGACAAGAAUCCAGCAAUGGAAAAGUGGUCAGUUGACCAGGUCUGCAUGUGGUUGGUGGAGAAGAACUUGGGUGAGCUAGUCCCCAGGUUUCAAGAAGAAGAAGUCAGUGGGGCUGCACUCCUGGCACUUAACGACCGGAUGGUACAACAACUGGUGAAGAAAAUUGGACACCAGGCUGUUCUGAUGGACUUCAUUAAAAAAUACAAGGAAAGCAAUCAAGGGCCGAAGCCCAUUGGAGGCCCCAGAGGGAUGUCCCUGCUGACCCUGGCCCAAGCGGUCCCUGAGCAUGGACAAAAUUCCAGUCACAGCAGCUACGGGGACCAGACGUCUUUGCAUCCAGCGAAGAACGUUGAUAAUAGACUCAUUGACCCGAGAGUGCUGAAGCAGAGACGAAAUGAAAAGCAUGCUCUAGCAAGGCACAAAGCAUUACAAUGGACUAAGUCUUACGUCUUACCGGAGUUUCCCUAUGAUGUCAAGUGCAUGCUGGCAGAGCACAAGAGUCCUGAUCACAGCAUGAGGAUCAGGAUCAUCGAAUUUCUGCAGGCUGAUGUGACUAAGUACCUGGGGGGCUCGCUGUAUCCCACGACCCAGCAGUACAAUGACGUGGUCAAUGCUCUGCUGCAGGCCCACCCUUUCCUGGAUGAGGACGGAUGUGGCUUUUUUUUAUGGAAACGAGCCCUCAAAGACCGCUUUAAAUAUGUUCGAAGACCCAUAGAAGAUGAUGAACAAGUGCUGAGAAAUAAGUGUAAAUUUGGACACCGAAGAGGCCAGACAAGGAAGUCUCUUGCUGACGUAAGAGCGAACGGAAUUAAAAUUGUGCAGAUAAAAGAAGAGCCUGUUUAUUUAGAUUCGUAGGUGGAUGGACAUAUAAACUGGUUCCAGACUAUGAAAACAGACAAGGACUGGAGAGAAACUGACAAGAGGAUGAGCCAGACUUUGGAAAUAAGAAGAAAGAUGAUUGGUGGCCGAACACCUCUCAAGGACAUACUUCAAAUGUUUCCGUUCCUCAAGUGCCCUUACCAGAUGUUCAGAGAAGUCCAAAUUCUUACAAAGACAGAUAUUUAUAAGAACAGGCAUAUUCUGGAAUCCUACUCGGAAAAUAUACUGACUGCCUUUUCAGAGGUGGACAAUCGCACUGCAGUGAGACAAAAGAAAAAACGCUAUACAGACAAAGGUGUGCUGAAGUAUAUGAAGAUGACUGCCACAUGUUUAUUCCACCCGGAUGUUUUUGGGGAUGAUCCCAGCCUUUUUGUCAUUGUGAGUGAGCAGGUGCACGUGUCCACGCCGGCGCUGGAAGUUAAAAACCCUUUCCACAUCGGCGGCGCCUGUGAGUUUUCUUUGUAUCUGGACCAAGAGAAGCUUACGAAGCUGGAUGACUGCGUCACGGCCCUGGCUGCUCUGGUGGCUGCUUUUCGUGUAUUUGGGAUUGAGUGUCCGAGAAGACUGUCCCAAACCCUCAACUUCCUAGAGACGCUGAUCUUUAAUGUACAGAGUCCCCCGUUUCCCUCUUUGAAAGAAAAGGAAAUCAGAUCUCAAGCUCCGAUCACUUAA